CUUAUUAUUACUCACGAUAUUUGCGUCAGAUGAAGAGAAAAUUUUUUUUUUAUUUUACCAAGAAUUUCGCAGCUAUACCUACAGGAAAUUUUUUACAAUUCCCAGCGUAAUUAUGUUUAUUUGUUCUCAGAUUUUUACUAUUUCCACUUACAUCGAAUUCCGAUUCGGUGCAUAACAAACAAUGAAUUAUUCUCGUCUUUAACUCGAUUCACGCGGUCAAUUUAUGGUCAGUUUGGUCACUCGGUCCUCGAGGAUUCACAUCGACCAAGAGUGCUCCAAGUCGAAUUUAUGCGAGACGUGAUCCCUGAUUCCCUCAUCGCGAACCGACCGAAAGCACCAUGUUCCAGAGUACAUGCGAUGCUUAGAGUGGCCUUGUACUUUCACAGCUCCAAAUAUAUCGCAUACGUUUGUGGUGAAAUUUAAUAAAAUAUUUUCAUGUGAAUUCUAAGUACGAAUCGACUAACACGCAACGCAUCAUCGUCCGGAUUUCAUUCAUAUUAAUAGGCACGGCGUUUGGAAUACGGAGUAAAUUUUCACUUACGAAGCAUGAUAACACAAAUGUAUAAUUACAUAUCAUCGCUUUCAACCGGGAAAAACCAACCUCACAAAGCAACAGUAAAAAUCGCAUAAAUAAGACUCGUACACACCCAGUUGUACGUACAACGUGUCGAUGUGGUGACAUAUAGAGUGUAAGUCAACCGCACUGGCAACCAUACAUGUAUAGUGGCUAUGAACAUGGAUCACUACUCUCUAGCACGUUCAAUGAUCACGCGAAUCACCGUGUAUGCCGGCUAUCUCGGGUUUCUGGCGCACGGCGAUGUGAUUCAGUGGCAAGAAAAAAACUUUCCGAUUACGCCGUUCUGAUUUGAAAAUUUUGUUGCAUAAAAUGCAGGGGCUGCUGCAUCUCGUUUCAAUGAGGAUUGCGUUGGAAAUUCUCACGGCGUUUCAACCGUUGUCGUAACUACACGGAUACCUCGUCGAGCUGCCGGGACUUUCCCAAUAUCGUGUUCCGAUUCACAAUUAUCGUAACGCUCACCGCCCCGAACGGAGAUGUUUUCUACUCUUGAACUCCGUGAUCGGUGGCGUGUUCAAAGAGGGAAUAAGCGUUGUACGACAGUGAACUUGAAAAUAUGAAAUUAUAAACUGAUUUGGAGCUGAUACUUUUAUGCGCCAUAGGUAGCGGUUAAUAAAAUUAUAUAGCACCAACUCGCGGGUCAGAUCUGGUUUCUCGAAUAGCACGAAGCAACGUCAAAUGCUCCUAACGUACCGUUAAAAUUUCGUACUGGUUUCCUCAGCCCAUAUAAAAAUGUUAUUCGCUUUGUGAAAUAUGAGGGCUUAUGUAAGACGAGUUGGAAUUUGCCGAAAGGCCUGACUCGUCACGUGAUUUUUGAAACAACAUCUGAAUAAGACUCGAAUUAAACGUCGCAGUAUUUUCCAGUCCACGCCACCUGGCACAGCCGACACGCGCAGAACGUGUUAAUAUUUGGAUUUGACGAUCGUAUUCGUACUCAAAAUAUUUAUAAAUACGGCGUAAAAAUUGACCCCAUCGCCGUCGUUCCGUGCGAAUGAGUCAACACCGCGUCCCUGCAGCGUUUUCCAUAAUUACAUUCACGGUGCUGCAUCUUGGCUCUAGGCUUUUCGAUGCAGCUGAAAAAAUUCCCGAGUUGUCACACGUGACACGGAUAUGUAAAAGGGUCGGGUGGAGUAGGGGUUCGGAAUCUGUGCUUCGCUAUCAGUUCAGUUCAAGUCAAGCGUGAGUUGCACAUGGACUAGCGGAAUUACUCGGACACCACCGGUGCACCGUCACCAUGUGGACGAUAACAUCGAUCUUCUUGUAUUUUUUCAUAAGUUCCAUCGAAUCGACCGGUGAUUAUGUGCUUAUGAAGUGUUGCCCGAUCGGAUACGCGCUCAGCGAUGAUCUUCGAUGUGUGAUGUCAGCCCGAGGGGACAAUUUUACCGUUCUGAACGAGUCGGUCCUUGGAAACGGCACGGAGACAUGUUAUCGAAGUGGCGAUCGGACAAUUAUCGAGCCGCACGAUACCGGAUCGGACGAUAGCCAAAAUCGUACGAGCGUGGAAAGGUGCGUCGACGUGGACCAUCGCAACGGAAGCAUCUACAGAAGAACGUGUCCGCACGAUUGGAGAGAGAGAUCGGGACAAUGCGACAGUAUUUUCACCCCAUUGAUAUUUUGGGGUGCUUCUAUCGUCGUGUUCGCUAGUCUUUUCUAUAUUUUUCCGUAUCUAAUCGUCGUGAUAUUCUAUUUUGUCGUUGCCGAUCUUCGACAUCGUGCCUACGACAGGUCUGUAUUGGGACACAACGCCUGCCAACUUUUGAUAGCGAUAAUUUUGAUUGUGAUGGGAUACUUCGUUCUUUGUCACAAACCGAUCAAGCCGGCGUGGAUAUUCAUAGCGACGGGAUUGAGCCUACAGUUUCUUACGUUGACCUCCGUUUUUUGGAUGAACGUUAUUUGCUUUGAUAUGACCUUGGUGAUCACCAGACUUCGGUGGAAACCUGGCAGCGACGUAACUGGUUCGGAGGAGAACCGGAAGUUCAGGAUAUACGCCGUUUAUGUUUGGGGUGGCGGAAUUUUAAUAACUUCCAUGACCGGUUUUAUGGAACUCUGUCCGUGGAUUCCAGCGUCAUCUCCUCUGAAGCCGAACUUCGAAAGGUUCGACGACGGCGCUAAUUAUUCGGUAAUUUUGCACGUAUCGACUGUGCCCAUUAUCACAUUGAUCUUGAAUAACGUUAUGUUCAUUUACACAACCUACAAAGUUGUUAAGAUAAAAAAAUCAACAGCCGUGGUAACUGCAGGAAACAACAAAACUGCAACGAAAAACUAUUUCAUUUUCCUGCGGUUGUAUCUCCUUAUGGACGCUCCAUGGAUAGUGGGCGUUCUGGCCGCGGUGUAUCCAGAAAUCUGGAUUCUAAAGUUUGUUAGAAUGUUACAGCCGACAUUAAUGAUGUUCGCGAUGCUGCCGAACAAAACUCUUAGCCAAGCCUUCAAAUGUUCGAAGUCAACCGCGACGGCAAACAAAAGGACGAAACAAAAAUGCGAAGAAACCCGUAUUUGAAUUGUGAUUUUUAAGACUGAUUAUAUUGUAUCUGUUAAGAUUAUUUUUCAUGCAUAAUUCGUUCACAUGGAUCCGUCCUUAUACAAUGUCAAACAUUUUGAUUCAUCACCUAAUUAGAUUUCGAUGAAAUAUAUUAUAAGUAUUUUAUGACUGUAUUUUCAUCCACAUCGCGAUCACCCAUCCUCAUUUCUUAGCCCUUUUAAGAAGUCGUAUUAUAGAUGAUUGCAAGAUGUAGCUGAAAAACUGUACGCAGCUGACCAAUACUAUAAAGUAAACAUAAAAUCCUUA
This is a messenger RNA of Athalia rosae (coleseed sawfly), 3359 nucleotides long. Its product is annotated as G-protein coupled receptor Mth2-like. The transcript has 3 exons. The record is from RefSeq and is a predicted model, not a curated record. NCBI's taxonomy places the organism in Eukaryota, Metazoa, Arthropoda, Insecta, Hymenoptera, Athaliidae. Bases 1809 to 3071 code for a protein of 420 amino acids.